CGGGAGCGAGCGCCGCGGCUGUGCGGAAAAGCCAUGGGAGGCAAGACCUCGGCACCUGUUCAGCUGAAAUCAAGGGCUUACAGUAUACUGGGCACUCUGGCUUGGUGGUAGGAGCGAGCAAAAGGAAGGAGAAGCAAGCAAGAAAAAGUGAGAGAGGAUUGGAGCGACUGCCGCUGCCGGGAAAAAAAAAAUAAAAACCCAAGGAAGAUAACUGGGAAGGAAAAGGAUUUUCAUGGCGCAGGCUGCAGAGCUAAGCAAGAAGACUGAAGGUUGCAUCUCUGCUCUUACAGUCUCUAACUGUCUAGGUCCAGAUAAUGAGAGAUUGUGUUGAGGAUGCUGCUGCUGCUCCCCUGUUCACUGUGGAAGCCAUCUCCAAAUUAGCCAUUACAUAUGGAAACUGGAGACCAGAAUUUUAGAAAAAGGGAUUAAGGCGUCUCAUUUUGGGGGGGGUUCUCUCUUUAUUUGUUUGGUUUUUCUUGGUUCUUUUCUCUCUUCUUUUUUUCUUUUUCCUUUUUCCUUUUUUUAUAUUUCAACCAGAACGUUUCCGAUUUAAAAGGCAAGCCUCUUCCCGUGUGGUCUUUCUAAUUUACACUCUUUUCCGUGGGCUUUCUUACCUCCCUUUUUUGAUAUCUAUCUCUCUCUCUAUACCCAUUAUAUUAUUAGUCGGAAUUAUUAUUCUUUUAUUUUAUUAAACACACACACCCCAAGAAUCAGAAGGCGGUUGGGUAUUUGUAUAAUGAAGAAUUAUGGGGCUCUUUGACAGAGGUGUUCAGAUGCUUUUAACCACCGUUGGUGCUUUCGCUGCCUUCAGCCUGAUGACCAUAGCUGUGGGGACCGACUACUGGCUUUACUCCAGAGGGGUUUGCAAGACUAAAACUGUCAGUGAGAACGAAACCAGCAAAAAGAACGAGGAAGUCAUGACCCAUUCUGGAUUAUGGAGAACCUGCUGCCUAGAAGGGAAUUUUAAAGGUCUGUGUAAGCAAAUCGAUCACUUCCCUGAGGAUGCAGAUUAUGAAGCCGAUACAGCAGAAUAUUUCCUCCGGGCUGUUAGAGCCUCUAGUAUUUUCCCGAUCCUGAGUGUGAUUCUGCUUUUCAUGGGUGGACUCUGCAUUGCAGCCAGCGAGUUCUACAAAACCCGACACAACAUCAUCCUUAGUGCCGGCAUCUUCUUCGUGUCUGCAGGUCUGAGUAAUAUAAUUGGCAUCAUCGUAUACAUAUCAGCCAACGCUGGAGACCCCUCCAAGAGUGACUCCAAGAAGAACAGCUACUCCUACGGCUGGUCCUUCUAUUUCGGGGCCCUGUCCUUCAUUAUAGCCGAGAUGGUGGGAGUGCUGGCUGUCCACAUGUUCAUAGACCGGCACAAACAGCUGCGUGCCAACGCUCGUGCCACGGACUACCUCCAGUCCUCUGCCAUCACCCGCAUCCCCAGCUACCGGUACCGCUAUCAGAGACGCAGUCGCUCCAGCUCCCGCUCCACCGAGCCUUCACACUCCAGGGAUGCCUCUCCCGUCGGGAUCAAAGGGUUCAACACCCUGCCAUCAACAGAGAUCUCGAUGUACACCCUGACUAGGGACCCGCUGAAGGCAAGCACCACCCCCACCGCCACCUACAACUCCGACAGGGAUAACAGUUUCCUCCAGGUUCACAACUGUAUCCAGAAAGAGAACAAGGACUCUAUCCACACCAACACAGCCAACCGCCGGACCACCCCGGUAUGAAGCCGUCGCCAGGAGCUGAAAAUGGGGCAGGAACGGGC
Messenger RNA from Camarhynchus parvulus, 1756 nucleotides. RefSeq names its product calcium voltage-gated channel auxiliary subunit gamma 2 (gene CACNG2). NCBI's taxonomy places the organism in Eukaryota, Metazoa, Chordata, Aves, Passeriformes, Thraupidae. The transcript has 4 exons. The record is from RefSeq and is a predicted model, not a curated record. Gene Ontology annotation, cellular component: voltage-gated calcium channel complex; postsynaptic density membrane; AMPA glutamate receptor complex. Gene Ontology annotation, molecular function: voltage-gated calcium channel activity; channel regulator activity. Gene Ontology annotation, biological process: positive regulation of synaptic transmission, glutamatergic; neurotransmitter receptor internalization; neurotransmitter receptor transport, postsynaptic endosome to lysosome. The coding region runs from base 747 to 1718 and encodes 323 amino acids.